Papaver somniferum (opium poppy) is the source of this 550-nucleotide messenger RNA. RefSeq lists its product as uncharacterized. Gene Ontology annotation, molecular function: RNA-DNA hybrid ribonuclease activity; nucleic acid binding. Lineage: Eukaryota; Viridiplantae; Streptophyta; Magnoliopsida; Ranunculales; Papaveraceae. The transcript has 2 exons. The coding region runs from base 129 to 542 and encodes 137 amino acids. The record is from RefSeq and is a predicted model, not a curated record.
GUCCUUAUUGCAAAACUGGGAUGGAGAAUGUGUAAAAAUCCUUCUCAGCUGGUAACUAUUUUUCUUAAGGAUAAAUAUUACCCUAAUCAGAACUUGUUAGAAAUCGAUAAGGCGACAGACACCUCCUCAUGGAUUUGGAAAGGAUAAAAGGUUGUAGAGCGGAUUUUGGUUUGAUUCAUGGUGUUGUUGCGGCUGAGGAAAUGGCCCUAAUUUUGGCUUGCUCUUGGGUGGGUGAGAUGAAUCUCUCCAGAGUCCUCUUCAUCAGUGACUGUCUUCAGUUAAUGGAUCUGGUUAAUCAAGGCAAGGGUGAUAUUGACUGGAGAAGUCAAGACUUAGUAGAAGAUUGUCGGAUUUCUUUUCCUAGUUGUGUGAACUCUAGGAUAGUUUUUAUUAAGCGUUCUAAGAAUAAGAUAACUGAUCGACUUGCACGUCGAGCUAAGAAAUUCAGCUUGAAAAAUACUUGGAAUUCUUCUCCUCAUUUCUUGCAAUCUAUCAUGAGGGAAGAACCCUUAACGGAUAUUUGUAAUGACAUUUUGUUUUAAUGCAAUGU